AUGGCGCUGCUGGUGGAGUCCACCGAGACGGCCGACUGGCUGUCCCUCUGCCAUGCGGGCCUCUCCGCAGCCGGCGCCUCCCAUUUGGGCGCCCCCACCUUCGUCUGCGUGGGGGAUGCGAUCGAGAUCGACCCCGCCCAGGGCUUCCUGCGCGGCCACGGCACCCACGUGGAUCCCAAUGGCGCCCUGCGGGCGUCCGUCUGCGGCGUGCUGCAGCGCAUCAACAAGCUGGUCGUGGUGCGGCCGCUGAAGAGCCGCUACAUCGCCGAGACGGGCGAUGUGGUGGUCGGCCGCGUGACCAGCAUCGCAGGCAGGCGGUGGAAGGUGGAUUUGCACACUCGCCAGCGCGCGGAGCUGUCCCUGGCGGCGGUGAUCCUGCCCGGGGGGAUCCAGAGGCGGCGCACAGCGGAGGAUGAGCUGAACAUGAGGGGGGUGUUCAAAGAGGGGGACCUGAUCAGCGCUGAGGUGCAGGCGGUGAGAGGGGAUGGCAGCGUGAACCUGCACACGAGGAGCGCGCGCUACGGGCUGCUCGGGGAGGGCCAGGCGCUGAGGGUCGUGCCGAACCUGAUCCGGAGGCAGAGGGCGCACAGCCACGAGCUGGGGGAGCUUGGGGUGAGUUUGAUCCUGGGAUGCAAUGGGAUGGUGUGGGUGGCGCCUGUAGGGGGCGGGGAGGGGGAGGACGAAGCCGCCAGGCGGCGGGGGAACGCGUGCAGGGUGGCCAACGCCGUUCGGGCGCUCGGGCGGCUGUGCCUGCCCAUUUUCUUGGGCACGGUGAUGGGGGUGGUGGGGAUCAGCGUGGAGGGCGGGGUUGCCGUAAGGGAGAUGGGCGGCCAGGCGUUCCUGGAACGGGUAGUGGAGUGGGAGGCGGGGAGGAGGAAGGAAAUGGACGUGGACUGA
Ostreobium quekettii is the source of this 897-nucleotide messenger RNA. The record is from the annotation of a GenBank genome assembly. NCBI's taxonomy places the organism in Eukaryota, Viridiplantae, Chlorophyta, Ulvophyceae, Bryopsidales, Ostreobiaceae.